GAGCAACAGGUGUGAAUGUGAAGCUCCGCCCACCAGCGAUUUGGCAGUAAUCACCAGAGAAAGUAGCUGUUAGCUACUGAAUAGCAUCUCAUCUCUCAAAACUCCCAAAACAUCUCUGAAUAAAAGGUUACGGAGCCACAUCACACACAAAGUCACACAGACCACUCUUCCGCUGUUUGCGCGCUGCUGUCACUUCUACUUGCCGAGACGCAGCCUCCUCCGAGGAAAAUGACAAAAAUGGCUCAUCCUCUUCCUUAAGAUCAGCGGAGGAGGCCCCCCUAAGACCCGUCCGUCUCUCAGUCGCAGACUUGUUCCACACCAGUGUGCAUCCAGGGCAUGAAGAUGUGCUUUUUAGUGAAUAAUGGAUGACGUCUUGCCCUCUGCCACCUCCCCGCGACUCCGCUAUCAUGCAGUGUUUACCCCAAGACUGAUGGCGCGAGGACACAUCAAAAGCACUUUUGGAGUCGGCUUCACUUAGACGAUGGAAAUCCCCGUCCGGGUAUUGAUUGCGCUGCUUUCACUACAGCAGCUUUUCCCGCCAUGGAGACGGGACAACCGGGUGUCACUUUGCCAGUGUUGAGGACGGCGGCCGGGAUGCGCGGGGACGCGGCGCUGGGUUGAGCCAGCUGUCCGCCCCCCCUUCCCUUACAAGUCUCCAGGAACAACCGCCGCCGCAUCGUUUUUUUUUUUUCCAACCCCUCCUCUCAUCUUCAUCUCCCAUUCUGCUGCUUGCGACACUGUGGGAAUGCGGCGGAUGUGAGACGCUCGUAAAGGUGUCGACCGAUUCCUGGUGCCAGGAACGGAUCUAUUCGGAGAGGAGAGCUGUGGGCUGCGGGCGGUCGGACAGCCGCCCCCUGGGAACGCUCGCCCCGGGAAAGCAAAAGUGUAGCCGCCGAAUCGGCUUCGUAAGUGAGACUUCACCUCCGUAACGGAUUAGGGGCAAACGGGGGACGCCAACUUGAACUCGGAUGCGACAAGGGAACGCCACUUUUGUCUUCUUUUCAAGCAACCCAGAGUGGAAAUGGACCCCAACACGCACUUGGAAUUACAGCGCCGAUCUUCACCGACGGAUCAAUAACCGACGUUUUUAGCUUUGAAACAUCUUGGGAUUUAUCACCGCUUUGUCCGAGUCGUCUGUUUCCAUCUUUUUCUCCUUUCUUUCAUCUGUCCGUCUCACCUGUGCUUAACCUGUGUGCUUGUGUGUGUUCCUUGCGCAUAUGUGUGUGUUUUUGCCCUCGUCCGCCAGAGGGAGUGUGAUGCUCGUGUCUGCAUGCGAGUGCUGUGCCAGCGUUUAAUUACUUGUUUCAUGAUUGUGUGUGAGUGUUCCAUGUGUUAGAGUAGUGUUUAAAGGUGUGUGCAUGCAUGUGUAUGUGGAUUUAAAUAUAUACUUGGCGAGUGUGUGAGAUGUGCCGCUUUGUUACCCCACCAUCUGUUCCUUCUAAACGCUCCUUCGGGCAACCUGUUUGACCUCCAAAAGCUCCCCGAGAGACGGAAAUCAGGAUGAGCGAGCACUCCGGUGCGAGCACUCUGGCGGCCAUGACGCUGGAGGAACCGGGGGCCGAGCAGGCGUCCCCCAGAGCCCCGGGCCCCCUCCGUUGCGGCCCCUGCGCCGUGUGGCCUCGCCAGCAGAACUGGCUGUGCGCCGUCCCCUUGGUGAUGGGCUUCGUAGGCCUGGGACUCAGUCUCAUGCUGCUCAAGUGGAUUGUGGUGGGGUCCGUCCAAGACUAUGUCCCCACAGACCUGGUGGAUCCCAAAGGGAGCAUGGGACAGGACCCCAUUUUCCUCUCCAAACCCAGCGCCAUGCCCAAAGGGCCGGACAUUUCUACCGCCGCUUCCACCGCAGCCGCAGUUUCCACCACGACGCCGCUAGCCGCCGACGGGACCGCCCCGGCGCCCAGAACACGAUCGGCGGCGCCGGGGAACCGCUCCUCCGAAAACGGCGGCGACGGCAACCGAGCCCCGCACCUUCACACCCGGGUGGGCGGCUCAGCGGUGAAUGCGUCCACCACUCGAGCGCCCAGGCUCACCAAGGAAGUGACCCCUCGCGGCACGGUCAGGAAAGGAAGCGGCGUUGUCGGAGGGCGCCACGCCAAGCCGGGACAGACCCCCUCCACGACUUCAGCCACUACGACCGUCACGAUGAGGCUCACCACCAAGGUCCAGACGACCACCUCUCAGCCGGCGGCACCCCCAGUCAAGCCUACGUCUCGCUGGACUCACGGGCGCCAGGGAAAAGCCCCGGCGACACGACCGCACCAUCGCUUCAGAACACCAAUGGCUCCAACACAACCCAGCCUGCGGUCGGAGGUUUUCAAGCCUUGUGUGGAAGAUAAGGACAUGGCCUUUUGCCUCAACGAGGGCGAGUGCUCCAUCAUUGAAACCGUAGCCGGGGUCCAUCGACACUGCAGGUGUAAAGAAGGCUACCACGGUCUACGCUGUGACCAGUUCGUACCCAAGACUGACGCCAUCUUGUCCGACCCAAAGGAUGAACUUGGGAUCGAGUUUAUGGAGAGCAGCGACACUUAUCAAAGGCAGGUGUUGUCCAUCUUCAGCAUCGCCUCGGGGAUGUGUCUUCUCGGAGUGGCAUGUAUGGCGCUCUACCGACGCAACAAGAGGACCCGACAAAAACUCCAGGCUCACUUUUCUGAAAGUCGAAGUUUGAGGGAUUGCGGCAUCAACGCCUCCGGUCUGAUGUCUAAAUCGUCCACGAGAACACAGUACACCCUACAGAAAAGCUGUGGACCCCACGGCCGCGCCGCCAACGCCUCACCGAGAGCUUCGACGGUGUCGCCGCCCGUUCUGGGAAGAGUGCAGUUGAAGGGGAAACGCUUCAGGAGCAAUUCCCUCUCACUCAGUCCGGCGCUAAGACGCAACCAGACCAAUCAUUUCCGGACGCCGCCCGUUUCCAGAGGAAAGCUGAAACGGCCGUCUAAUCUGGUAGCGUCCGGACGAGUCUACAAGCACCUGCGGGAGGAGGAGCUAACAGAUGCUGAAUCCCUUCGGAGGUGCGAUCUGAGCGGGGGGAAGGUCGGCGCCUUUCUCAGCAGGACCAGAAAGGGAUGGACCGAGGUGCCUUGCACUCGCCUGGAUCAGGGGAGCGGCUUCCCUCCGCCCUCGCUGCGUACCCGUUCUGUUCCCAUCAUCCCCUCGCUGCAGGCGUGCGACCUUGAGGAAAGGCAUUUGGAUACCGCCGAAAUGACUGUCGACGGGGCGUUACAGCAGAAAAACCUUUCCGGUCCUGCGACCGAAUUCGGACAAAGCGACCGGUUUUCAGCCAGUGAGCCAACGGGCGCCGGGAUCAGAGGUUUAAAGACGUUGGCCCUCAAGAGCCCAAAGAGCCCCAUCUGCAGAGGUGGGACAAUCUGGCGGCCACGCGGACCGAUAUCGAAGGCCGUUCCAUGAACAGAUUGAACUGUGAAGGACAAUAAGUGAAAAUGACAUCAAAUCGUGAUGGGAAGUAACCCGAACAAGCACACAUUGUGAAUAAACUCAUAACAGGACAAAAAACUGUGACUGGGGAGAAAAAAAAAGGAAAAAAAAACACCACUAUUUAAAGGGAGCUUCUACCUAGAAACCAAAAUAGUGUGUCUAUAUGUUGUUUCUCUAUUGUAAAGAAAUGAAAUUAUACAGUAUAUGUCAUCUAAUAUAUGUCACAGACAUAUAUUUGACAUACAAUUGUGACAAAAUAAAGACUAAGAUAACAGUGUUAAUUCAAGACUAAGUGGAGUUAAUUUCACCUUCCUUAACCCAUCACCUAUACCAUAUUGACCAAGAGUGUAACAACACCAAGACUUUUUGGAGGUUGAGACAAGACCAGAAUGCCCAAUUGUGGUUGCAAGACAAAGACAGGUCUUGAAUGAAGUACAGGCUCUGGUAUUGACAGCCGCCUCACCGCCCAGUCGAGACAAGAUCAAAACCCUCAAUGUGGUCACCAGACUAAGAAGGCUUGAAUGAAAUAGAAGUUCUGGUUUUACAGCUGCCCCACCACCCAGUCAGAGAUCUGGUCAGUUCCAAGACUUUUGGAGGUUGAGACAAGACCAAAACCCUCAAAUGGGGUUGCAAGACUAAGACCAGUCUUGAAUGAAGUAGAAGUUCUGAUUUUGACAGCCGCCUGCUGCCCAGUCAGAGAUCUGGUCAAGACCAAGACUUUUCGCAGUCGUGACGAGACCAAAUACCUCAAUGUGGUCAUGAGACUAAGACAGGGCUUGAAUGAAGACGUAGUUCUGGUUUUGAUAGCCGCCCCGCGGCCCAGUCAGAGAUCUGGUCAAUACCAAGACUUUUUGGAGGUCGAGACAAGACCAAACCCCUUAUAGUCGCAAGACUAAGACCAGUCUUGAAUGAAGUAGAACUUCUGGUUUUGACAGCUGACUCACCGCCCAGUCAGAGAUCUGGUCAAGACAAAGACAUUUAAGAAUCGAGACAGGAUAGGGCUUGAAUGAAGUAGAACUUCUAGUUUUGACAGCCGCCCCACCGCCAAGUAAGAGAUCUGGUCAAUACCAAGGCUUUUUGGAGGUCGAGACAAGACCAAACCCCUCAAAUGUGGUUGCAAGACUAAGACCAGUCUUGAAUGAAGUAGACAUUCUGGUUUUGACAGCUGAGUCACCGCCCAGUCAGAGAUCUGGUCAAGACCAAGACUUUUAGCAGUCGAGACAAGACCAAAACCCUCUAUGUCGUAAUGAGACUAAAAAACAGGGCUUGAAUGAAGUAGAAGUUCUGGUUUUGACAGUCGCCCCACCGUCCAGUCAGAGAUCUGGUCAAUACCAAGACUUUUUGGAGAUUGGGACAAGACCAAACCCCUCAAAUGUGGUUGCAAGACUAAGACCAGUCUUGAGUGAAGUAGAGGUUCUGGUUUUGAAAGCCACCCUGCUGCCUAGUCAGAGAUCUGGUCAAGACAAAGACUUUUAGCAGUUGAAACAAGACCAAAACCCUCAAUGUGGUCACAAGACUUAGACAGGCCUUGAAUGAAGUAGAAGUUCUGGUUUUGACAGCUGCCUCACCCCCUAGUCAGAGAUCUAUGCCAAGACCAAGACUUUUUUUGAGGUCGAAACAAGACCAAACCCCUCAAAUGUGGUCGCAAGACGAAGACCAGUCAUGAAUGAAGUAGAAGUAUUGGUUUUGACAGCCACCCACCCCGCUGCCCAGUCAGGGAUCUGACCAAGACUCUUAGGAGUCGAAACAAGAAAAAAAACCUCAAAUGUGGUCGAAAGACUAAGACCAGUCUUGAAUGAAGUAGAAGUUCUGGUUUUGACAGCUGCCCCACCACCCAGUUAGAGAGCUGGUCAAGACAGACUUUUCAAAGGUUGAGACAUGACCAAAACUCUCAAAUGUGGUCAUAAGACAAAGACAGGGCUUGAAUGAAGUAGAAGUUCUCGUUUUGACAGCCACCCCACUGCCCAAUCAGAGAUGUGGUCAAGACCAAGACUUUUAGGAGUCGAGACAGAGCCAAAACCCUCAAAUGUGGGCACAAGUCAGAGACAGGGUUUGAAAGAAGGAUAGGUUCUAGUUUUGACAGCAACCCCACUGCCCAGUCAGAGAUCUGUGUUCAAGACCAAGACUUUUAGGAGUCGAGACAAGACCAAAACCAUAAAAUAUGGUCACAAAUCUAUGACUGGGUUUGAAAGGAAGAGAAGUUCUGGUUCUGACAGCCGCCUUACUGCCCAGUCAAAGAUCUGGUCAAGACCAAGACUUUUAGGAGUCAAGACAAGACCAAGACCCACAAAAUGUGAUCACGAGACUGAUCUCAACACCAAGACCUGUCUUGAAUAAAGUUAAGGUGCUCGAUCAACCGGAUAGUCCGAGCUCGGGAUGAGAACAAGACUUUUAGGAGUCGAGAUUGCGGAAAACCCCAAACCUUCUUAAUCCCGAGUAUGGUCUCCAGACCAAGACCAGUCUCGAGAAUUACAUAUAUAUGUCCACCACUAGCAAAUUUCCCUAAAAAAUAUUAGAGCCACUACAAAUGACUGGCAUUAGUUUCCAGUUUCUGACCUCAUCUCUGCCAUGUCAACAAAAUACUUCAACGACCAAAAAAACAAGACAUUUUUACAGCAUAACCGGCUUAUUAUGUUGAAACUGGCUCAUUUUUAUCUAAAGAUUUACUUGGCUGUUUACUUUCACACUUGAUGGUGUGAGCAGGCACUCAGGAGACCCAAUGAUUUUUUUAGCGCAUUGCCUUUGUCUAAA
Molecule: messenger RNA, 6180 nt
Organism: Corythoichthys intestinalis (scribbled pipefish)
Lineage: Eukaryota; Metazoa; Chordata; Actinopteri; Syngnathiformes; Syngnathidae
Gene: nrg3b
Product: neuregulin 3b
Exons: 13
Coding region: 1501-3402 (633 amino acids)
Biological process (GO): intracellular signal transduction; animal organ development; nervous system development
Molecular function (GO): chemorepellent activity
Source: RefSeq, a predicted model, not a curated record